Molecule: messenger RNA, 2987 nt
Organism: Nylanderia fulva
Lineage: Eukaryota; Metazoa; Arthropoda; Insecta; Hymenoptera; Formicidae
Source: RefSeq, a predicted model, not a curated record
CGAUUAGGUUGGUGCACCUGAGUGUUCAAAAAAGUAGUACAAUGUAAAUUUGAUCAAGCCGUUACAGGUGUCUCGCCUCAUACUUUCGUGAAUUUCUGAAGAAAUUGAAUAAGAGAAUUGAAUCUGUCUUUGCAUUGAAAUUAAUAUAUUGAGCUGUGUGUGAACACGAGAUUAAGAUGAGCAAUCUACGAAGACGUGCUAACGAUUUUACAAACUCCUUGAAGAGUUUUCAUCAAACAAUAUGCGAAGAAAAACAGAAUUCCAUUGUAUCGCAAAGAAAUUUGGAGGAUACAUUGGAUAACAAUUCUAUAAAAAGGCAAUGUGAAAGUGAUAUACAUAACUAUCAAAGGAAUAACGAAUCUCAUGCUUCCAUUAUCAUAGCAGGAAGAUUAGACAAUCAGCAAUAUAUUUCAUCUGCUAAGUAUAGGAAUGUCGAAGAUAAUGAUAAUCAAUUUCCAUUAAGAGAUAUAUCAGAUGAAACAUCAUAUUUAUCAUUGAAAUUUGACUUAAAUAAAGGUGCUAUAUUUCAAGAUGAGCAAUUAAGUAAGGAAAAUCAUACUUGUGAAGAAUAUUCAAAUUAUAAUUCCACAUUAUCUAAGAUUAAAGUUAACAAAGAUAUUGAUCCUCAUUACUUGAAUAAAAAUAAGAAUAUAGAGGUACAAUGUAAUUUAAUUAAAGAUUGUCCAUACGCUAUGUCAUCAAAUUCAUUAGAAGGUAUAUCAAAAAAAAAUCAAGAUGUAACUAAAGAAUUUCAAAGGUCUAAAAGCUGUAGUAUGCUUAAUAGUAAUAUGAAGACAGAUACAAAUCACAAUAUUAAAGCUAGCUAUUUUUCUGCAACAUCUACAAAUACUCCUACAAGAAAGAGUAGUUAUGAAAAAACUGACAUAACUGCUCUGUUUGAUGCAUUGACAUUGUCAUCGAAAACUUCUCUUUCAUCAAACAAGAAGAUUGAUUUCCAUUCUACUGAAGAAGAUCAACAGUGUAAUUCAACAAACAGCAAGACAAGUUUAAAAGAGCAACUUAAUUUUCCUGAAUUAAAAGCAUUUUUGGAUUCAUUGGAAUAUCAGAAGCCAUUGAAAGAGACAGCUGUGCAAGAACGUAUGCUGAGACGCUUGUCUGCAAAUUUCUACCAUUCACCCAAAACUUUUACAGAAAGAUUAUUAACGAUUAUUGAAGAAUCAGUUAUGAGUAAUGAUUCUUGUGCACAUUUAGAAUAUCCAGAAGCUAGCUUAUGUAGAUUAUCUGAAGAAAUUCGGAAAAUGUGCAAAUUUAUAGAUGAUGAAACUGUUCCAGAAUGGCCCCAGUCUCCAAGUAUGUCAAAAUCAAUUUGUAAGAGACAAAGUAUAAAAUUUAAAUCUCCAUCACGCAAAUCCCUUAAUGCAUCUCGAAGUAAAGGUAUAAUUACACCACCUUCUCCUCGAUGUAAAAGUCCGAAGAAAAUUUGUCAGCGUAUGUCAAAAAAUACAUCAUAUAAUAUAAAAGGUUCAGUACUAGAUAACACGAGUACGUUUGAAUCUUUAGAGGCAUUUUGCGAAAAAUUUUAUGCCAAUGAAAAUAAAGCUGUUCCAAGGGAGAAAAAUCCAUUACAAUCUCCCUUGCAAAAUAUAAAUAAUAUUUUACGUGUGUGUGAGAAUCAAAUGGCUUCUUUGGAAGACACACUCGACAUUCAAGAACAACUUAGGAAAGCUCAAACGUUAACCCCGGAUUUGACAAGACAACAUAAUGAAGUAUCUGAAGAACAGACUCUUCGAUACAGAUUACUUACUCAAGAGAAACGAAAUAAGACAGAUUCGAAAGAAGUACCUAACAUAUUUAAACAAUGGGCAGGAUCUAAUAAAUCUUAUGAAAUCAUGGAGCUAGAUGAUUUAGAAAAUACGCUUAUGUAUGAAAUCGCAAAAAAGAGACAAAGAUGUCUCGACACAGCAAAAGUAAUGAUGGAAAUUGACACGAAUUCGGAGUCAGAAAAAGUACAACAAAUAUAUCCAAAGAUCGUCAUCACUGAAUCCUCACCAACUAGAGACGCUAAAUUCAUGGAAACACUAAUGUCUGUCAAAAGAUAUCAAGAGUAUUUGGAAGAGCACAAAUCUAUACUAAAUUUAUUUCAAACUGGAUCGUGCAAUACUUCUCGUAUUUCUCUUACUCCAAACCAAAAAUAUAUUCGAACAAAGGAAAUAACCAGAGAAGAUGUCGGCACCCGCCGUUUAGGAGAAAAAACCAAGAGUGCAACAUUAAAAGUAUCAACAAUGAAAAAGAAGAGUACAAGUUCUUUAUCGCCAAAAUGUUCUACUAAUAAUAUGGUUGUUUCAAAGCCAAAAUUAUUUGUGACUCCUGGAAAGACACCUACUAAGAAGAGUUGUAAACCAAAGCGCAGCUACUUCCCUGACCUAGUGGGUGGAAUGAAUAAAGAAAAGAAGCCUAGUCCACAUCUCAAAACUAUUUACCAACAAUUAGAAAAUUAUGAUUACGUAGUAUCACCGGUUGGUAUGUACAUAAAAGGUACGGAUCCUCAUCUCAUAAAAAAUUUACGAUCUAAAACGAAUGAAAAGCUGUUAACACCUAGAGAAAAGCAGAUUAAGCGGUCUCUCAGUCCAAAACUGAAAGCUCAACUAUCUCCAAAGUUGCCGAAAAAGACAAUGACUAGAAUAGUAGGAGAUGAAAAUAUUCCCGAUAACUUUUUACAUCCAAAAGUGCAUUACAAGCUCCCAUCACACAUACGCACAAUAAAGGAAACAGAAAAUCGAAAAGUGGGAAAUCGCAUAAACGAAUUAUUGCGUUCAACACAAGAUAAAGUCGUGGUUCGACACAAAGGUCGAAUAAAAUCAGUUCAAACAGAGUGCUCGAAGCAACUUGAAAUCCAUUAUGAUUCUGCUGAAGAAUCUGUGCAUGUUGAGCAAACAGCUUAUAAAACAUGCUUUUCUCGUGUACAAAAGGAUUGAUGAUUAAUAUUUUAAUACAUGAUUUGUUUUAAUUUUUUAACAAGAAAUUGA